This is a messenger RNA of Orycteropus afer afer, 1602 nucleotides long. RefSeq names its product acid sensing ion channel subunit 3 (gene ASIC3). The coding region runs from base 1 to 1602 and encodes 533 amino acids. The record is from RefSeq and is a predicted model, not a curated record. Gene Ontology annotation, cellular component: membrane. The transcript is spliced from 11 exons. Gene Ontology annotation, biological process: sodium ion transmembrane transport. Lineage: Eukaryota; Metazoa; Chordata; Mammalia; Tubulidentata; Orycteropodidae.
AUGAAGCCUACCUCAGCGCCAGAGGUGGCUCCGCAGCCAGCCUCAGAUAUCCGAAUAUUCGCCAGCAGCUGCUCCAUGCAUGGCCUGGGCCAUAUCUUUGGCCCAGGGGGCCUGACCCUACGCAGGGGACUGUGGGCUGCAGCUGUGCUCCUGUCGCUGGCCGCCUUCCUCUACCAGGUGGCUGAGAGGGUGCGCUACUAUGGGGAGUUCCACCAUGAGACGGCCCUAGAUGAGAAGGAGAGUCACCAGCUCACCUUCCCGGUAGUCACCUUAUGCAAUAUCAACCCGCUGCGCCGCUCAAGCCUCACACCCAACGACUUGCACUGGGCCGGGCCAGCACUGCUGGGCCUGGACCCCACUGAGCAUGCUGACUUCCUGAGAGCCUUGGGCCGGCCCCCUGCCCCACCUGGCUUCAUGCCUAGCCCCAGCUUUGACAUGGCACAACUCUACACUCGGGCUGGGCACUCCCUGGAUGACAUGCUGCUGGACUGCCACUAUCGUGGCCAGCCCUGUGGGCCAGAGAACUUCACUGCGAUCUUCACCCGCAUGGGUCAGUGCUACACCUUUAAUUCUGGAGCUGGCGGGGCUGAGCUUCUCACCACUCCCAAGGGCGGGAUGGGCAACGGGCUGGAAGUCAUGCUGGAUGUGCAGCAGGAUGAGUAUUUGCCUAUGUGGAGGGACACGGAGGGCACUCCAUUUGAGGUAGGGAUCCGAGUGCAGAUCCACAGCCAGGAGGAGCCACCCAUCAUCGACCAGCUGGGCUUCGGGGCAGCACCCGGCUACCAGACCUUUGUGUCCUGCCAGCAGCAGCAAUUGAGCUUCCUGCCACCGCCCUGGGGCGAUUGCAGUUCUGUAUCUCUGGAUCCGGAUUUAGAGCUGGAGCCCUCUGGUCCUCUGGGUUCUCCCAACCCUAGCCCAGGCUCCAGCCCUCCCUAUAGCCUAAUGGGUUGUCGUUUGGCCUGCGAGACCCGCUAUGUGGCUCGGAAGUGCGGCUGUCGAAUGAUGCAUAUGCCUGGCGGAGCGCCAGUCUGCAGCCCCCAGCAGUACAAGGACUGUGCCAAUCCAGCCCUGGACGCCAUGCUGCGGAAGGACGCGUGCGCUUGCCCCAACCCGUGCUCCAGCACGCGCUACGCCAAGGAACUCUCCAUGGUGCGGAUACCGAGCCGCGCCGCCGCCCGCUACCUGGCCCAAAAGUACAACCGCAGCGAGGCGUACAUCGCGGAAAACAUAUUGGUGCUGGACAUCUUCUUCGAGGCCCUCAAUUACGAGACGGUGGAGCAGAAGAAGGCCUAUGAAGUGUCAGAGCUGCUUGGUGACAUUGGGGGCCAGAUGGGGCUAUUCAUUGGUGCCAGCCUGCUCACCAUUCUUGAGAUCCUGGACUACCUCUGCGAGGUGUUCCGAGACCGGGUCCUGGGAUAUUUCUGGAACUACAGGCGCUCCCAGACGCACUCCAGCACCCAUCUGCUACAGGAAGGGCUGGGUGGCCCUCAAACCCAUGUUCCCCACUGCAGCCUGGGCCCCAGGUGUCCCACCCCUCCCUGUGCUGUCACCAAGACUAUCUCUGCCUCCCACCGCACCUGCUACCUGGUUACACGGCUUUAG